GGUGAGGGGAGCUUUAAAUUCCAGGGGUAGAGAAGAGAGAGGCAGUCCUGAGAGUGAAGCACACUGACAGUCCUGUGAUCAGCUGGAUUGAUAGUGAUUGGACAACAUGUUCUCCAUUCUGAGGCUGAUGAUUUUCGGUUGCUUGAGUCAGAUCGCUCUGAGCUGUACGUGUGGCCCUAAACAUCCCCAGUCAGCAUAUUGUGACUCGGCUGUCGUUAUACGGGCAAAGUUUGUUGGCCAAUCCAAGAGUGAGAAACAAGAGCAAUGGAUGCAGUAUGAAGUGAAACCCACCAAGGUUUUCAAGGCUCCGGAUAAUGUUGGAGAGAUCGAGUUUGUGCACACAGCCAGGGAGGACAGUAUGUGUGGAUAUAUCCAUCAAUCUAAGAACAGGUCCGAGGAAUUCCUCAUUACUGGAUAUGUUGUGAAUAAUGUAGUGGUUAUUAAUUCCUGCGGAUUCAUUGCUCCCUGGGCCUCCCUGAGCUUUUCUCAAAAGAGAGGAUUCCAGCAGGUGUAUGAAAAGGGCUGCACAUGCAAGAUUGUCCCUUGUUACAGCAUGCCAUGUGAGGUGACAUCGGACAGCCAGUGUCUCUGGACUGAUCCAUUUAUGCAGAAAAACCAGCAAGCCCGUGACCUGGCCUGUUUGGAUAAAGGCAAUGGACUGUGUGUGUGGGAGAACCAGAAGUAUCGAUUACUCACCACUCUCAGCAAAUCCAAGAAACAUUAAGGUGCCCCGGAGAGAGUAACACUGCACUGCCAACACAAUCCUUGUCUAUGUCUAACACACUCACACAUGUUCUCUGUAACUGUGCUGAAGCCAUGGAAAGGCCUAACUUGCCUGCAGGGGGCAGUGUGGAAACGAAAACUGCUUAUUAGACUGCUGCGUCCUACAUUGUGUGCAAGCUGUACACAUUAAUUAGGGGCUCGGAAGAUAUUCACUCACACAGCUGGAUUGCACAAUUCUUUUCAUAUAUUUAUCCUGUUACAUAGCUUGUCACAAUGACUCAGAUUUUCUUUAAUAAA
This is a messenger RNA of Pelobates fuscus (common spadefoot toad), 1020 nucleotides long. It is a transcript of the gene TIMP1, whose product is annotated as TIMP metallopeptidase inhibitor 1. The record is from RefSeq and is a predicted model, not a curated record. Gene Ontology annotation, cellular component: extracellular matrix. The coding region runs from base 107 to 724 and encodes 205 amino acids. Gene Ontology annotation, molecular function: metalloendopeptidase inhibitor activity; protease binding. The transcript has 6 exons. Gene Ontology annotation, biological process: response to cytokine; negative regulation of membrane protein ectodomain proteolysis; negative regulation of endopeptidase activity. Lineage: Eukaryota; Metazoa; Chordata; Amphibia; Anura; Pelobatidae.